Colletotrichum graminicola M1.001 is the source of this 1038-nucleotide messenger RNA. RefSeq lists its product as uncharacterized. The record is from RefSeq and is a predicted model, not a curated record. Lineage: Eukaryota; Fungi; Ascomycota; Sordariomycetes; Glomerellales; Glomerellaceae. Bases 1 to 1038 code for a protein of 345 amino acids. The transcript has a single exon.
AUGCUCCUCUCCAUUUGCUUCCUUGCCACUCUUUAUGGUCUUGCUACUACAGCCGCACUGCCCACAACCACCCUCAAUGUCCCGCAUCGCCUCAUUCACCAGUUCGACAAUGGCUUCUGGGCGGAAAACAUCGCCGUACGAACCAAUGGGAAACUGUUGAUCACCAUGAUCGCCCCCUACCCGCAGGUCUAUCAAUUGGAUCCGCUCUUGCCAAAUCCAGUCCCAGAAUUGAUUGCCACCUUUCCCAACCACCUCGCAGCUCUCGGGAUAGAUGAAAUCAACCCCGACGUCUUCGCUGUCGUGGCCAACAAUUUCACGUUCUCGACUGGCGCAAGCACCCCUGGGUCGAACACUCUCUAUCGGCUGGACAUGCGAACUUACGACACGGAUGGCCAAGCCAACGUUUCGGUGCUUGCUAGCAUUCCUGACGCUGUGUUUCUCAACGGACUCACUACUGUCAAAGGCGGAGCUGGAGGAAAGGUCCUCACAGCAGACUCGUUCACAGGCCAGAUCUUUGAGGUCGAUGUCAAGAACGGAGCCUCCAAAGUCUGGAUGGACAACCCCAUCCUGUCCUUUCCUGCAGGUGCGAGCAUCAAAAUCGGCGUGAACGGAGUGCGGUAUCGUCCAGAAGAUGGCUUCGUAUACUUCAGCGUUCUCGCGCGGGGCACCAUGGCUAGAGUUCGUUAUUCGCCGAACAAGACCAGGGAGGACAAGAACGAAGCAAAGUCGAUACAGGUCCUGGCAGAGGCGAACAUACCGCUCGACGAUUUCAUUGUGGCUCCUAAUGGAGAUAUAUAUGCUACCGGCGGAUCUGACAAUAUAUUGUAUGUGGUCAGAGCAGGCAGUGGACGCCUGACGCCAUUUUUCGGGGCGUCUGACUCUUUGACGCUUGCGGGUCCUACUGCAGCUAGAUUUGGCAGGACGAAGCUCGAUCGCCAUAUUAUCUAUGUCACUACCAACGGAGGCGUUGCAGGUCCUAUCAACGGAACCAUCACUGAACCGGGCAAGGUUGUCGCUAUCGAUACUGGAAAACUCUAG